This is a messenger RNA of Puccinia graminis f. sp. tritici CRL 75-36-700-3, 1883 nucleotides long. RefSeq lists its product as uncharacterized. Gene Ontology annotation, molecular function: protein binding. Gene Ontology annotation, cellular component: Cul4-RING E3 ubiquitin ligase complex. Bases 179 to 1516 code for a protein of 445 amino acids. NCBI's taxonomy places the organism in Eukaryota, Fungi, Basidiomycota, Pucciniomycetes, Pucciniales, Pucciniaceae. The record is from RefSeq and is a predicted model, not a curated record. The transcript has 9 exons.
CAACUGACUCCCCAAAGUCAAUGACUACCAGGUCCACAUCAGACCCGUCUGAGUGGAAACCAGAACCUAAAACCUUGGUCUUGCUAACAAUACACAUCUUACUGACUCGGACCAUACCAUCAGUCAUCUUGGAUUGGAUACCCGUGUUUGCCGAACUAUCACCAUCAAAACCACUUGAAUGCGCCCACCUCCAAGUUCGAGCAGAAUCCCUCCAGCAAUCCGUGGAUAUGAGUACGACCCCGUUUCGAACCGAUUCUUCAAAUCACCCUCAUCAGGCCUUAGCCGACCUCCCGUGAAGAAAACCGCCACAAAUGUAGCAUCCAAUGGCACUUCAGAUGGACCCCCGAUUGCAAAUCUCCGACCCCCAUCUGUCCGCCGUCCCACAAGGCCAGAAUUCGACCCAGAAACCGAUUGCGGUUCUGCAUCAAAGCGAUCGAGGCACGCAACAUCGAUUUCAUACGUAGGAGCCUGUUCGGCAUCCACACAUCCUGCGCUCCUUGCCUCUCCACUUCGAAGAGGCGGUUUAGCUGGCCGAAUUGCCGCGACGACAGUGUCCAACUUUGACGGGGAGCGACCGACCAACCUCCUCAUCCUUGGAUCCUCUUGUAGCGAGGCAAUCAUUGGCGACUUUGGAAAACUGUUCCAUCGUCAGCCUUCUUUAGGGUGGCUCCAGGUGGAUUUAUCUCCGUGUAUCACACCCGGUACCAUUGAGCCACUGACCGCGAUCGCUUCUAAAGCAGGUGUAACUUGCUUUGCUGCCACUUCGGGAUGUGUCAUCACAACGCCCAUGUCAUCAGAUUAUAUAGGCCUUCCGCAUCUGGUACAGCGUGCCUCAUUCACAAAUACUACUUGGUCCUUAUGUUUGACUGCUCAACAUCUUUUAAUGGGUUGUGAAAAAUCCUUGGCCGUGUAUGACUAUCAGCGCCAAACCACGGUUUCUCAAAAUCCGAAAUCAUCCGUAUUUGCCAUAGAAAGACAAGACGAGUUUAAUUUUUUGCUUGGGACUCGAUCAGGAGGUAUCAUUCAAUUUGACAUACGCUCACCGCAUAUUUUCCACAGAAAUGAGUUGCUUCGAGGUCGUUCUAUCUGUCACUUGAAGCACGUGGAUGAUCAUCAAUUCCUAAUAGGUGGAACUAUGGGGUACGCAAAACUCCAUGACAUUCGAUAUCUGACAUCAAAUCCUACGAUGAGUCUUGAUGGCUGGGACAAUGGAUGUGACCGAUCAUUUGGCCUUGCGAUAUCUAAGGAUAGAAACCUGGUGUGCAUGCCCGGCCGCGACCAAACCAUCAAGGUCUGGGAUCUAAAGUCUCAGCCCGUCUCUGGUUUCGGCCUACAGCCGGUCGCCAGACAUGCCACAAAUCAUCCCGCCUCAAGUGUGAUGUUUGUUGAUAAGUUCCAGCCCGAAUUUUGGGCGUUGGAGAGGAAGCAAUCCACCAACCAAAAACGGCCCUGUGGCCCCGGGAUCUUAUACGCCGAAGACAAGUCCUUCUACUGGCUCGGACCACAGACAGUCUAAAUCUCAUCGGUUGGCCCGGAAUCCGAAUGACUCGAAUCUUGCUGAAUUGAAUUUCUGAUCGUUCAUCCUUACAAAGCUGAAUUUGUUGGCUAGAAUUCUUUGCCUUUGCGUAUCUCAUCAUGUAUUCACCCUGUAACCGUAAUCAUUCAAACCUACUCCUCAAACAGCACCAUGUAAAUCACGACUCAUUCAAAAGCUCAGAUUUAUCCAUCACUGAAUACGUUCAUUGACAGUUACAUCUUGUUUACACUUGCCGUUGUAAUGAAAUGGUCUAAAUACUCUGGGGGGUUAGGUCGUAACAGAGACAGAAGUAGAAAACAGGCAGAACUGAUGCCCGUCAGACCAGGUGGUCGACGAAUUUAUCUGU